Molecule: messenger RNA, 2212 nt
Organism: Verruconis gallopava
Lineage: Eukaryota; Fungi; Ascomycota; Dothideomycetes; Venturiales; Sympoventuriaceae
Exons: 6
Coding region: 33-1865 (610 amino acids)
Biological process (GO): activation of GTPase activity
Cellular component (GO): Golgi apparatus
Molecular function (GO): GTPase activator activity
Source: RefSeq, a predicted model, not a curated record
GUUAUGAGGGAGGGUUGUUCGCUCGUUGAAAAAUGGCGAAGAAGGUCAAUCAGCAGGAGAUGGUGCAGGUCGACCGCUCCGAGUCUGCCUCACCGUUUUGGCGCUCCAAUGCUACGAGCCCGACUAACAGGAACCAUGAGAAGAAGGUGGUUGGUGCUGCAUACUCGCAUGCUGAUAUAUUGAAAUUCGACUCACUUUCAUUGUCUGGCAACGCACGGCCACGAACCCCGCCAUCCCACUCCCAGAGUCGUGAAACUUCAGCAGCACCAAGUAAGACAAGUAACAAGUUCAGUUCACCUACUCCCCCAAGAUCGUACACUUCCUUCAUCCGGGACAGCCAGAAAGCAUGGGAAACGAAUGACGACGAUGACGGCGACGACGACGAACUUACGUAUGAUGAUGACGAAGAUGAAUUCGGUCUUCCCAGCAUAGCUAGCAUGCGCAGAAAGGACAAAUUGUUAGAGGCAAAAAAGCGAAACGACCCUGGUGGAGGCAAACACGGAACAUCGAGCAAUGGCUUCGGCUCCUCGACUGACGGCCUGUGGAGGGUCAACACUGGAGACAUUGCUGAAGAGCGUGGCAUACCCACGUACCCUGUCGCCAAAAAAUCAGAGGGAAAGACACUUCGCCCGCAGUAUAAAGAUAUCCUGAGGGAUCCUGCAAAUUCUCUACAUCUUAUCAAUCAUCCCUCUUUGCCGCCAAAUGCAUCUCCCAAAGAGGUCGAGGCACAUAAUGCUCGCUUGUCUCGCAUAAAUAAAUUUAAGCGUAUACUGCAGACGAGCAAUAUAUCAUUACCAGACCUCAGGUCAUGCGCUUGGUCAGGUAUACCAACAGAGGUUAGAGCUAUGGCUUGGCAAUUGCUACUAGGAUAUCUACCUACCAGCAGUGAGCGCCGCGUCGCAGCUCUAGAGCGAAAACGAAAGGAAUAUCUCGACGGCGUACGGCAAGCCUUCGAACGAGGGACUCUGGGUAGCUCUGAUCCCGUAGCUAGUGGUGUCGCUGGCUCUGCUGUUGUUGGCACAACUUCUUCGUCCACGAACCGAGGGCGCGGGCGAGGAUUAGACGAAGCCAUCUGGCAUCAGAUUAGCAUCGACGUGCCACGUACUAAUCCCCAUUUGGAGCUGUAUAGCUAUGAAGCGACACAGCGCUCAUUGGAGCGCAUCCUCUAUGUCUGGGCAAUACGACAUCCCGCCUCGGGAUAUGUUCAAGGCAUAAAUGACUUGGUCACACCAUUCUGGCAGGUCUUCCUAGGCGCGUACAUUACCGACCCUGAUAUCGAGUCCGGUAUGGACCCAGGACAGCUUCCUAAACCUGUAUUAGAUGCAGUAGAGGCCGAUUCCUUUUGGUGUUUGACCAAACUGCUUGAUGGCAUUCAGGAUAAUUACAUCUUUGCACAGCCCGGAAUUCAGCGGCAGGUCGCGGAGUUGAGGGACCUAACCACGCGCAUUGACGAGGCGCUUGCCAAGCAUCUGGAGAAAGAAGGUGUUGAGUUCAUCCAAUUCAGCUUUCGGUGGAUGAACUGCCUUCUCAUGAGAGAGAUCAGUGUGAAGAACACGAUUCGCAUGUGGGACACGUACAUGGCCGAAGACCGUGGCUUCUCUGAUUUCCAUCUUUAUGUCUGUGCCGCGUUUUUGGUCAAAUGGUCCGAUCAGAUCCUGAAGAUGGAUUUCCAAGAGAUAAUGAUGUUCUUGCAAUCCCUGCCAACCAAGCACUGGACCGAGAAGGAUAUCGAGCUGCUUCUUAGCGAGGCAUUCAUAUGGCAGUCUCUUUUCCGAGGCAGCAGCGCUCAUCUCAAGGGACAGUCCAGUGGAAGGCCGAGUUUAGGGGCAGGAACAGGAGGGGGAAUGCUGGGCCCAGGUGGCUAAGCUUUGGGUUAUAGGAUACAUAAUAGACAGAGUUCCUUUGGGUACGUUUCUUUGGGGAUAUGAUGCAACUUGAAAUGCGCGUCCAGCGAUUUCUCAAGCCGGCGAAGUCAAUGGUCUUGAACAAGACAUGAAGGAAAUAGUGCUGCGUUAAAGCAUGCAGGCGGCCCAUUUGCGGGAGCAUUAAUUUUUUUUUUUCAACGUUUCGUCUAUUUGACGCAAAAUGAGCUUUGCAUUGGCUUUAUUAAUUCCACUGUCUUGAAAUAUCUUUGCCAUAGGCCAAGCCAAGGCCACUCCUCACUAGCCCUCUUUGUAAGGCUCGAAAGCGGAGCAGAUUCCGUGCGAAACUC